Molecule: messenger RNA, 2696 nt
Organism: Microcebus murinus (gray mouse lemur)
Lineage: Eukaryota; Metazoa; Chordata; Mammalia; Primates; Cheirogaleidae
Source: RefSeq, a predicted model, not a curated record
GUUCCCACGCCGGGCUGGGUUCUUCUACCUCCGGAUCAGCGUUCCGGGUCGGCCCGCUCGCCGUGCGCCCCGCGCCCACAGCCCAGCUCGGGUCCUGGCCCGCUGCUCCCGUCGUGCCCCGAGCCCCGCACGGCCUGCAGCGCUGCCGAGCCCUGGAAAAACAUCUUUUCCUGUGUCUGGCCAGAGGUAUAGGGAGUGACAAGUUUGACUUCAGGGAGGAGCAAGGCCUGCUGGGAACGAUGGCCGCUGCCCCUGGCCUCCAGCCUCCGCCACCCCUGGAGCAGGACCUGGAAGAGCAGGACCUGGAGCAGGAUGAGAUCCUGAUUGUGAAGGUGGAGGAGGACUUCUGCUGGGAAGAGGAGCCCUCCCUGGAGGUGGAAGACCCCAGCCCUGAGACUUUUCGCCAGCUUUUCCGGCUCUUCUGCUAUCAGGAGGUGGCUGGGCCGCGGGAGGCCCUGAGCCGCCUCUGGGAGCUCUGCUGCCGCUGGCUGCGGCCCGAGCUGCGCACCAAAGAGCAGAUCCUGGAACUGCUGGUGCUGGAGCAGUUCCUGAUGGUGCUGCCGGGGGAGAUCCAGGCCCGGGUGCGUGAGCAGCAGCCGGAGAGCGGUGAGGAGGCCGUGGUCCUGGUGGAAGGGCUGCAGCAGGAGCCCAGGAAACAGAGGCAGCGGGGCUCAGAGGUGCUUUCUGACGACAUGGUGCCCCUCGAGACAGGGGGACAGUCCUCCAAACGCCAGACAGAAGCUGAGACAGAGGAGCUGUCCCUGCAGGAAGAGGCUCAGUGCUCCAGGCAGCAGAACCCAGCCCUGCUGAGCUGUGGGCCGAAGAGGGGUCCACGAGCCUCUAGGGACCAGGAGAUGGGGACGUCGGCCUUGUCCUUCCUUUCGGCCUGGUCAGAGGUGAGCAGCGCAGUCCUGGUCUGCAGCAUCCUGGUGUCCGGCCUGACCUCCUGUGUGUCACACCCCCUGCAGGCACCGGGGACCUUGGAGGACGUGGCUGUGUACCUGUCCAGAGAGGAGCAGGGAUGCCUGGACCCAGCUCAGCAGCACCACAGCUGGGACGUGCUGCCGGAGAAUGAGGGACUUGAGAUCCAGUCGGAGGAUGGUGACACCACCAGGGAGGACAUGCCUGUGAGAAUGGAAUGGUACCGAGUGCUGUCGACACGGUGCCAGGGCCCUGGCCUCGCGCUCCCGGGGCAGGGGCCUGCCGAAGUCAAGGGCGUGGCCAGGCCAGCACAGCCGCCAGGCUGCCCCCCACCAGGGAAAGGGGGGCCACGUGGGCCUGACAAGCCAUACACGUGCCCUGAAUGCGGCAAAGGCUUCAGCAAAACGUCCCACCUGACCAAGCACCAGCGCACGCACACCGGGGAGCGGCCCUACAAGUGUGCGGUCUGUGGGAAGGGCUUCAGCGACCGCUCCAACUUCAGCACGCACCAGAGGGUCCACACAGGCGAGAAGCCCUACCCGUGCCCCGAGUGCGGGAAGCGCUUCAGCCAGAGCUCCAGCCUGGUCAUCCACCGCAGGACGCACACGGGCGAGCGGCCCUACGCGUGCGCGCAGUGCGGGAAGCGCUUCAACAACAGCUCCCACUUCAGCGCGCACCGCAGGACGCACACGGGCGAGAAGCCCUACAUGUGCCCGGCCUGCGGCAGGGGCUUCCGCCGGGGCACCGACCUCCACAAGCACCAGCGGACCCACGCGGGGGAGUGUGUCCCCCCUCAGCCCCAGGAGGCCCCAGGGCCAGAGCCUGGCCACCACGCACACAGCUCUGCUCCCAGGACCCUUGUCAGAAGUUCCCACUCACAGAAUUCCUGAGGCUGCCAGAGUCGCUUCUGUCCCGGAGCCAGCAGCCCUGAUCUGAAGGCAUCUGGCGUGGUCUGGGCCAGUGUGGGUGGGGCCGCAGGACGUGUUGGAUGCCCAGGCUGAGGGAGGAAGUGGGGCGCAGAGCAGGGGCACGGGCGGGGGUGUACGUCUGUCCUGGGGUGGCCAGACAUGCAGCACAGUUGGAGGCUCGGUGAAGGGACGCACGCUCAUGGCAGGAGGCCACGCUGCAGGUGUCGGUGGGGCUGCUCCUGGGGCCUCCCCAGCUCUGCCGUCUGUUGGGGGAAAGCGGGCCCAGUCUGGAGUCACCUCGGCAGAGUCACAGCUGCUCGGAAGGUGAUGCCAGAGUGAAUGCCUCCCUAAACCCCAUCUUCCUGUCCUCCCGCCUCAGGGAGGAAGCCCAGAGAUUCGACUGGGCCUGACAGCUCUCCCCAGGGCGGGGCCCCGGGCUGCACCUGUUCCUGCCCUCCAUGGUUAUUUUCCACCGUGGCCCUCCUUGGUGGCCCCCUUUGUCUCUCUAAGGUAAGAAUUCCCCACCUUCCAGCUCUUGUCUGGCCUGCGAGCCUCUCAGACCUAGAUGCCCAGGUCUGAGUGAGUGGCUGUGGGGAGCAAUAUGAUGGAGUCUUUGGUGGGUUUAGUCAUCAUGAAAGUCAUGGCACAGGUGCUGAAACCUCUGGGUUCCAGAAUUUUCCAACCAGGCAGUGUCAUUGCUGCUUAUGGCUGGGUGGCCUGGGCCCUCAUCCCAGCCUGUGAUGCUCCAUCCCAUAUUGUUGCCCAUUUGCUGUACAUAUUUUCACCUUUCAGCAUAACCCAGGUUCAAGGGUAUGAGACCUGUUCUUUCUCCGUUCCCUUAAUAAAUGACAUCAGUUUUUCUCCUGG